This is a messenger RNA of Pseudocercospora fijiensis CIRAD86, 954 nucleotides long. RefSeq lists its product as uncharacterized. The transcript has a single exon. Bases 1 to 954 code for a protein of 317 amino acids. The record is from RefSeq and is a predicted model, not a curated record. Lineage: Eukaryota; Fungi; Ascomycota; Dothideomycetes; Mycosphaerellales; Mycosphaerellaceae.
AUGCUGAGAUAUCCCUUGCUUCUAAUAGCAUAUCUUGCGGCCACUCGAUCCCAAUCGCUUCAGAAAGCACUUGAUACAGAGUCCUCAGCUUCGACCUUUCAUUCGCUCCUCCAGCAAUUCGAACUUUUGGAAACAUUUGAUUCUCUGUCCAACGUUACGAUUCUCGCGCCAACAAAUCAGGCAUACAACGAUCUUGCUCCACGGGGCUUCAACGUUAGCGAAGUCCCAGCCCCGGUUGCGAAAGCACUCCUGUCAUACCAUGCCUUGCAAGGAGUCUAUAUGGCCGAUGACCUGGGAAAAGCAGCCAUUGUCACUCACAGCCACUUAGUGCCACCUGCGCUGACAAACGUGACCAAAGGCGCAGCUGUCAAGUUGUCGAGAGGCAACGCUGGACAAGUGGUAACUGAGUCGGGCUUGCAAGUCAUCGGUGGCUCGGAGCAUUCGAACGUCAUCUUCGAUAAAGGUGUGAUCCACAUACUAAACUCCAGCAUGGUGUUACCUCAGAACAUCUCGGUGACGGCAGAAGUGAACGACCUUACAACUUUUCUUGACGCUGUUGAGCAGGCUGGACUUAUCCCGGAAUUCGAAAGUCAAGCCGACGUCACACUUCUGAUACCACACAAUGAGGCUUUGCAUGGUCUUCAACAGCUCAUAAAGCUUUUGCCCACCGAACAGAUGACUGCGAUUUUACGAUACCAUGUUAUACCGCACAAGGUCCUAUACCAAGGGAUCAUUCCUCAUGGAAAGUCCACUUACGACACGCUUCAAGGCUCGACUGUCACCAUCGAACACCAAGGCGAUGUAGAGUUGACAGUGAAUGGGAAAGAAAUUAUUCGCAGCGAUUUGCUGCUUUACGGCGGUGUUGCUCACAUUAUUGAUGGACUUCUGAUACCGGAGCAAGGUACGACGAAUGUCCAGAAGCUUUCAAUCUGUUGUUCAUCUUUUGCUAAAUAA